UUCAACAUAACCCUACAUUAGUUGUUGUUAUAAGUGUAAGUGCAUUCAGAAAUUAACAAGAAUGGAUGAAAAAGUAUGGAAAAUAAUCUUUGACUUAUAAAUGUGUCGUUUCUUUACGUUCAUUAAGUAGUUAAUCAUUUAUCAAGAUUAAGUGGACAUAAAAAUGACUGCUGUUACAAGUGAUGUUCGAUUCAGAAGGAUAAUCACAUUACAUAGUAUUUGCACAAGCAUUUACACCUCCUUUAUUAUUUUUAUAUUGGUUUACACUCAUAAAAUAUACGAAAUUGGAAAACGUAGUUCUUUGCCAGUAAUUGGAGUGCUGAUCGUUGGCGAAUGUCUGAAAGUAGUAUUUCGACCGUUUACCUCCGAAACUUCCACAAAAGAAAAGCAAAAUAAACCAAAGAAGUUUAAUUUAAGCAGUAAACUUAAAUGUGCUCUUGUUUUAUGUACUAGUAUUGUAAUUUAUUAUUGUUUAGCUGUAUUAUUUGGUGCACCGUUUUUGUCAUCCCAUGAGGAGACUUUCAUGUUUGCGUUAUUACUAACAGUGCUGACAGUUUUACCAUCUUGUUUGGCAGUUGGCGCUGAUGUUACAAUUGCCAUUCUUAUUGAUUUAACGUCAUUUGAAGGCGAUAUCAUUACUGAAACCAUCAAACAGAACAUAUGUGUUACAUUGGUCGGAGCCUGGUUAGGGGCUGUUGUAAUACCAUUAGACUGGGAUAGGCCUUGGCAAGCUUGGCCUAUACCGUGUUCACUUGGAGCUGUAAUUGCCUAUAUGUGUUCUAACUUAUUUAAUAUUGUUGGUAUGUCAUCUAAAACUUUAAAGAAGAAGACUGGCAGAUACAAUUUAUGAACCUUGCAACAAAGCAUUUAAUUAAACAAAAUUUGCAAUAAAUUUUUGGUCAUACAGUUUAGCAAUGGAAAAACCUCAUUGAUUUUUAUGUGGAUACAAAAUUAAUGUAUGCGUCUGUAAACUACUUAAACAAAUAAAAAUGUAAGUUUCU
Messenger RNA from Photinus pyralis (common eastern firefly), 1001 nucleotides. It is a transcript of the gene PIG-F, whose product is annotated as phosphatidylinositol-glycan biosynthesis class F protein. NCBI's taxonomy places the organism in Eukaryota, Metazoa, Arthropoda, Insecta, Coleoptera, Lampyridae. Gene Ontology annotation, cellular component: endoplasmic reticulum membrane. The transcript has a single exon. Gene Ontology annotation, biological process: GPI anchor biosynthetic process. The record is from RefSeq and is a predicted model, not a curated record. The coding region runs from base 164 to 850 and encodes 228 amino acids.